AUGGUACAUCCAGCAGCGAUACCAACUUCACCAACUUGUAAUCCUGAUGAAGUUGAUAAUUCUGAUGGUGGGGAAUCUGAAAGCAUUGAUAGUCAUGAUGCUACCAUUGAAGAAAGCGAAACUGAUAAAGAAAAAGAUAAAGCAACUUCGUUAUCACUGCAACGGACACUGAAGGAAGCUCUACGCGUAGCGGCUGCCCAACGACAAAUGCAAAAAAAUAAAGCCAAAAAUAAUAGCAAUAAUGAUAAUUGCAUCAUUGCAAGCAAUAAUAAUAAUAAUAAUAAUAAUAAUAAUAGUAAUGAUAGUAGCAGUAAUAAUAAUAUCAAUAACAGUAAUACUCAGAAUGGUCCAACUGGUGCCAUUACUACCUGUGCUACCAAUGCGCAAGCUACUGCAGCGUUCCCUCUUCUCGCACCUUUUCUACUGCCGGGUGAAUUCAGUUUGAGUUCAGCACCAGCAGUUGGAACAAGCAACGCCAUUAUGUAUCAAAUACCUCAAGGCGUGAUAUACACAAAUGAAGAAGGAGUUGAUAAUAGUAGUGCUUUAUUUGUUAACGGAGCUGGAAAUAGUACGAAUCCUACAUCAAAAACUCAACAAACUAAUCCACAAUUUAUGUUUCCUAUUAACUCGCUCACUUUACAACAGAGCCUUUUACAAAUGAUGUCAACGGCUGCAUUAAGUGCUGUUCAGUUGGAUAAUAGUGAACGUUCUAGUUGA
This is a messenger RNA of Thelazia callipaeda (thelaziosis nematode), 717 nucleotides long. NCBI's taxonomy places the organism in Eukaryota, Metazoa, Nematoda, Chromadorea, Rhabditida, Thelaziidae. The record is from the annotation of a GenBank genome assembly.